AUGACCCCCCGAUGCUUCAUAAUCCGCCACGGCGAAACCUCCUGGUCCCUGAACGGCCGACACACAGGCACGACAGACCUGCCACUGACCGAAAACGGCGAGAAACGGAUAAAAGCCACGGGGAAGGCGUUGGUCGGGAAUGAUCGGUUGAUUGUGCCGAGGAAGUUGGUUCAUGUGUAUGUAUCGCCGCGCGCACGGGCCCAACGGACCCUCGAACUACUCGAAAUCGGAUGCAGGGAGAGAUUACCCUGGAAUGAGGCGCGGAAGUCUGAGGAUGAGGAGCCGAUACGUACGGAGGCGAGGGUGGAAGUUACGGAGGCUGUGAGGGAGUGGGAUUAUGGGGAGUAUGAGGGGUUGACUAGUAAGCAGAUUCGGGAGAUGAGGAGGGAGAAGGGGGAGGGGGAGUGGGAUAUUUGGAGGGAUGGGUGUCCUGGGGGAGAAUCCCCCGAAGACGUGAUCAAGCGUCUGGACGCAGUGAUCGCAGAGAUCAGAGAAAAGUUCCACAAGCCCUGUUUCGACGGUGACUCUGCUUCUUCCACGGGCAAGGGCGAUGUUCUCAUCGUAGCUCACGGUCAUAUCCUGCGUGCGUUUGCGAUGCGGUGGACGGGAAAACCGUUGACGGAGACGGCGCUGAUUUUGGAAGCCGGUGGUGUGGGCACGCUGAGCUAUGAGCACCACAAUAUCGAUGAGCCGGCUAUCAUUCUCGGUGGAGGGUUCGUAGUCGAUAGCUGA
Molecule: messenger RNA, 732 nt
Organism: Aspergillus tubingensis
Lineage: Eukaryota; Fungi; Ascomycota; Eurotiomycetes; Eurotiales; Aspergillaceae
Product: histidine phosphatase family protein
Exons: 4
Coding region: 1-732 (243 amino acids)
Biological process (GO): ribose phosphate biosynthetic process
Molecular function (GO): sedoheptulose-bisphosphatase activity
Source: RefSeq, a predicted model, not a curated record